GCGCGCAAAGAGUGCGCGCAGAAUCGGAAUCGAUCCACCUCACGCGGGCAUAGUGCGCCGAGUACAGUGCGCGGCCCCGCACGAUUACAUAAGCGGAGAAGGCGCCCAGCGCGCAUUGUCCCUGUUACCACCUCCACCACCAGCAGCAGCAGCAGCUAGCUACCACCUCACCACCGCGAGUCACCCAACCACCGUAACUCAGCACCGCCACAGUCAACGCCGCGGUCACCGUCACCACCACCAUCACUCGCCACCACCACCACCGCAGCCUCUCAAGCCACCGCGGUUACUUGAGCCCUGCCCCGCUGCCUCUCAACCACCACGGGACCAUCGCCCGUCAGCCGGCUCGUUCGUCCUGCCGAGUUGGCGGCGGCGGCGGCUGCGGCGCGAUUCGCAGUGGUGUGAGGUGUGUGUGGGGGUGGGCGCGUUGUUGGUGGCGGCGAGAGGCGAACAGAGCCGAAGUGAGAGAGGGUUCGUGGUGGUGGUGGUGGGGUGGUGGGUCUCGCUGCGGGGUGGAAGAAGGGGCCGCGGCGGCCGCGAGGGGAGACGGAGCGAAGAGUGGACAACUCUAGCGAGCGAGUUGGUGCCUGGAGGAUUGUGUACCGUGCCACGGCGUGGUGUCGUGGUGGUGGUGGUGGGGUGGUGGUGGUGGGCAACACGGCGCGAGUUCGACUCCAACCCCCCGCCGCCGCCGCCGCCAGGUGGGCCAGCUUUAGGCUGCUUAGCCCGCAAUGAUGGCCACUCAGAACAUGACGGUGAGCACUUCCAACGCUCUUGAGGACGACGAGGAGGGCGGCGUGCCCAAGGUGUGCGGCGUGUGUGGAGACAAGGCCACGGGGUACCACUUCAAUGCCAUGACCUGUGAAGGAUGCAAGGGCUUCUUCAGGAGGAGCAUGAAGAGGAGUGCUUCCUUCACUUGUCCAUUUGAAGGGAAGUGCAACAUCACCAAGGACAACCGCCGGCACUGCCAAGCAUGCCGCCUAAAGCGCUGCCGGGAUAUUGGCAUGAUGAAAGAGUUGAUCAUGACAGAGGAGGAAGUGCAGAGGAAAAAAGAGAUAAUAAUGAAGAGAAAGCUUGAAGACUCUGCGCGUGAAGUCCAUACGCCCCAGCUGUUGGAGGAGCAGGAGCGGCUGAUAGCAACGCUCAUCGAAGCUCACAGGAAGACCUACGAUGCUUCUUAUUCCGAUUUCUCACAAUUCCGGCCACCCAAGAGAGGUGAUGGCAGUCCUGAAUGUAGAAAUGCUACCAACCCUUUCCUGAUGUCCCUGCUCAACUCAGAUAUGGACGAGCUUCCCAAAGCUUCUGCAAGUGGUGCAGAGGCCGCAGCGGGUGACGAGCUCUCCAUGCUGCCCCAUCUGGCCGAUCUUGUCAGUUACAGCAUUCAGAAAGUCAUCGGCUUUGCCAAGAUGAUCCCUGGUUUCAAAGAGCUGUGCACGGAGGAUCAGAUUUCCCUGCUCAAGGCCAGUGCCAUUGAAAUCAUCAUCCUCCGCUCCAACGAGUCCUUCACGAUGGAGGACAAUUCUUGGACCUGUGGCAGCAACGAGUUCAAAUAUCAGAUCGGCGACGUUAUGCAGGCUGGACACAAGUUGGAGCUUCUGGAGCCCCUUGUCAAGUUCCAGGUCAACAUGAAGAAACUUGACCUCCAUGAGGCUGAGCACGUGCUGCUCAUGGCUAUCUGCCUCUUCUCUCCCGACCGGCCUGGCGUACAAGACCGUUGCAGGGUGGAGGAGGUGCAGGAGCACCUGACGGAGACGCUGCGCGCCUACAUCGCUUGUCGCCACCCGCUCUCCUGCAAGCACAUGCUCUACGCCAAGAUGGUGGAGAAGCUGACCGAGCUGAGGAGCCUCAACGAGGAGCACUCGAAGCAGUACCUGCAGAUCUCGCAGGACGCCGUCAACAAGGAGGACCUGCCGCCACUCCUGCUGGAGGUCUUUGGCAACCCAACCGCAUGAAGUAAGGGAGACGACGCAGCUUGGGAUGGACGAGUGGAGAGAUUGCUGCCCUCCUGUGAGAAUUUGCACUGGCGAAGAGGUCAUCACUACUGAAGAGUCAUUAUUUUUCUACGUGCAUGCCUCCAUUACUUAUUUUAAAAGGCUGUGUUAAUAUAAAUUAUAGCUGGGAGGAAUAACGGAAAUGUCAAUGACAUAUUUUUAUUAAACUGAACUCUCGUUAUUUUUUUAAAUAUGCAUUUGCCUACGACGACCUGCAGAGGGUGACAUACACUCGAAGCGGGUGCUUAAGGUCUGCAUAGGCUCAUUCAAAUCGUCACAACUUAGAUUUAAGUUAUUGUUUUAUAGGCCAACAAUCAUGGGAUUAAUUGUAUUCCAUAAUAGACAUAGAAUAUGCCACGCAGGAGGCUAUAUGUAAUGUUUUAGGGGAUAGCCUUACAUCUCAAAGUAGCUGAUAUUGUUUAUUUUUCUGGAAGAGGCCCAAUAGAAUGCUUGUGUUAAUUGGCACUAAUAUAUACGUACUGUGACCUCAAUCCAGCCGACUGAAGAUUGGCAAUCACAUAUAGCCUCCUCUAAGAAAUGUACUGCAUGUGUAUAUACUGCAUAUAAAUGAUAAA
Molecule: messenger RNA, 2566 nt
Organism: Petromyzon marinus (sea lamprey)
Lineage: Eukaryota; Metazoa; Chordata; Hyperoartia; Petromyzontiformes; Petromyzontidae
Product: vitamin D3 receptor
Biological process (GO): positive regulation of transcription by RNA polymerase II; negative regulation of transcription by RNA polymerase II; cell differentiation
Cellular component (GO): nucleus
Molecular function (GO): zinc ion binding; vitamin D response element binding; nuclear receptor activity
Source: RefSeq, a predicted model, not a curated record